Messenger RNA from Cyphellophora europaea CBS 101466, 2160 nucleotides. RefSeq lists its product as uncharacterized. Gene Ontology annotation, cellular component: nucleus. The coding region runs from base 1 to 2160 and encodes 719 amino acids. NCBI's taxonomy places the organism in Eukaryota, Fungi, Ascomycota, Eurotiomycetes, Chaetothyriales, Cyphellophoraceae. The record is from RefSeq and is a predicted model, not a curated record. The transcript has a single exon. Gene Ontology annotation, molecular function: DNA binding; zinc ion binding. Gene Ontology annotation, biological process: DNA-templated transcription.
AUGCUACCCGUCAAGCGCCAGCGUACCGAUGAGCCCGGGUCUUCUACGACACGGCCGAAUGAUUCGGUCCCACCUGGGCAGCCCGAAGAACCAACCGAUGACCCUGCAGUCGCCACUCCGAAAACAGAUUUUUCGCAGUAUCUGCGGGACUGGCAGCCCGAGCAUGGAGCAUUUUCGCCUAUGCGACCGGAACUUCCGGUACCUUUCGGAGACGAACAUGUAUUUGCCGAAGCAUUGCCUGAUCUGGAAGGUGACGAUCAACCCUGGCUAGCAGAUUGGCUUGCUACUGAGGGCAUGACGACUUCGGCUGGUAUGGUCGGUGCUGCCCGGACACAGAUGGCAACCCCGGGAGUCCACGAACCGCAGUCGCCGCUCCCAACACCAUCGCUCGACCUCUUGCGUGGCGUGAGUCCUCAAUAUCUCGGCUUGUCUGGUCACACUGAUCCUCACCUAUUACGACAUUUCCGCUGGGACGAGGAUCACCAGAGGAAGUAUUUCAAGCUACACUUCCGUCGAGCAGCUUUGCAUACCGGCCUCUCUGGCCAUGUCCAGUCUCCGGACCUUCGAAUGCAAGGUCUUGCUGUCGACACCCCCCUGAUGAAUGGCACUCUCCCUAAACCCGAUGGGCAGAAUAUUCCAGUUCAAUUCAUGCUACCCGUAACUGAUAUCACCGAAGAGGAGAAGAAAGACAGUACUUUCCGAUCCGAAUCAUCGGCGGAAGACCUCCGAAGUGAGCUUUUCAAUCUGAUCAACCCCGCAGACGGCCUCAGGCUGAUCCAACUUCAUUUCCGUUUCGUCUACCCUUGCUUCCCCGCCGUUCUGAGGCGACCAUACACUUCUGUUGAUGAUCUGGAAGAUAUCCCGACUCACCUACUUGCCGCUAUCUACGCUUCAGCUUUGCCAUUCGUCGACCAUGACCAUCACCUCUUCGUCCAGAAUGUCUAUCGUAAGGCCCCGGUAGAUGAGGUCUGGCACAUUGUACUGGAAGAAGUUCUUCGCGAGUCUCACUCACCACACCUGUCUAUCAUUCAAGCUUCAUUGCUGUAUCUGCAGAAGUUGCCAAGGUCUAGCAAGGCUGGUCAGGACACGCCGUUCCGUUGGUCAUUUAUGGCGGGCGUUUAUGGCCUCGCCUGCGCUCUGGGAUUGCAGCUAGACUGCAGCGACUGGUUGAUACCGACAUGGGAAAAAAGGCUCCGCAGGCGCUUAUGGUGGCUGGUCUUUUUUGAGGAAAAGUGGAGGUGCUUACUGGUCGGUCAGCCAUCCUUAAUUCACGAAGACCAUUGGGAUGUGAGCGAUCUUAGAGAUGAUGAUUUCUUGGAUGAUUUCCAGGACUCGGACGAACCAAUCGGCAACGAUGCAAUGCCAAGCGACGAAGUCAAUGGAUGCGUCCAAUUUCGAUGCCUCCUGAACCUCUCGCGGAUCGGCGACGAGAUCUACAAAGCUUUCUAUACUCUUCGCUCUGCUCGAGAGUUGCAAAACGAUUUCUCGAACUCUCUCCACAAAGCGAAACCGCUCCGCCAAAGGCUACAGUCAUGGUAUCAAGCAUUGCCUGCAAGCUUUCAAAUGCGAAAGCGACGCAGAUCAAACGAAACGCUCCCAGAAAACGAAGUCUCUCCCGCGGCAAUUCAUCUUGCUUAUCUGAGCUUGGAGUUGCUUCUCUAUCGAGCCAUUUUGCGGCCACUCGGCAAAUUCAGAAAAACAGGCAACCCAGGUGCUGCGGCUACAACACUUAUACACGACGAUACUAGUCCAACAACGGUUGGCACGUGGCCCGAUGCCCACGCUGGAAAUCUAAAGGAAGCCAUGGAGGCAACUUAUGCCGCCGCGCACAAUUGUGCCAGGCUAUGGAACACGUUUGCCGCCACUUUGGAUGCGAACGACUUUGGAAGCUUCUGGUACUCUUGGUCACGUAUUGGCUUCGCACAUCAAUCAAACUUUGUAGCGCUGCUCAUUGCUCAGGCACCUACUGACGAGUUGAGGCAAGAUGCGAUGAAGGUUGCGGAUACGUGGCGGAACACGCUUCGUGUGCAGUCGAAAAGCUUUGAUCAGAUGAGUCUAGGUCUUCUGAGGCUGGAGGUUAUGUAUUGGGUGGGUUUCGACCAGCUAUUCGAGGAAGAACGACAGGAUAUACCUCUCAACUCACAUUCAGGACCAACAUAA